CGCUGCAUUAAAAUUUGAUUUUUGUGUGGGAAGAAGUACGAUUGGAGUGAUCGUAAAAGACACUUGUAAAGUGAUAUGGUCAACUUUAAAUUCAAAAGAGAUGCCUAAACCGACUAAAGAAGAUUGGGUGGAAAUAUCAAAUAUAUUUUAUACUAAAACAAAUUUUCCAAAUUGUCUAGGAGCAAUAGACGGCAAACAUAUAAGGUGUAGAAAUCCUAACAACUCCGGUUCGUUCUACUUUAAUUAUAAGAAGUAUUUCUCUAUCGUUUUGAUGGCAAUAGUUGAUGCAAAUUUGAAUUUCGUUGUAAUCGAUGUGGGUUCAUAUGGUCGUGAAGGGGACUCCAAUGUUCUCAAGGAGUGUGCAUUUGGUAAACAAUUAUAUGAAGGUAAAUUGAACAUACCAGAACCAGUUACUUUACCAAAUACAAGUACCAAUCCACAACCGUAUGUGUUUAUUGGAGAUGAAGCGUUUGCUUUACAUUCAAAUUUACUUAGACCGUACCCUGGACGUAACCUUACUGAUUCCCGAAGAGUUUUCAACUACCGAUUAUCCAGAGCAAGGCGCACAGUCGAAUGUGCAUUUGGAGUCCUCGCGAAUAAAUGGCGUGUUUUACAUACGGCUAUCCAGGUGGAGCCAGAUUUUACGGACGACAUUAUAAAAGCAUGUUGCAUACUGCACAACUUCGUUCGUAAAAGAGAUGGUAUAAAUUAUGAAGAUUCUGAAACGCACAACUUAGAAGAGAUUGAAGCUCGUGGAACAGGGACUCGUUCGCAUGGAAUUGAAGUGAGAGAUUACUUUGUCAACUACUUUAUGGGCCCAGGAGCAGUAGAUUUUCAAUACGACAUGAUUUGA
This is a messenger RNA of Metopolophium dirhodum (rose-grain aphid), 853 nucleotides long. RefSeq lists its product as uncharacterized. The record is from RefSeq and is a predicted model, not a curated record. The transcript has a single exon. NCBI's taxonomy places the organism in Eukaryota, Metazoa, Arthropoda, Insecta, Hemiptera, Aphididae. The coding region runs from base 101 to 853 and encodes 250 amino acids.